UUACUCACAACGAUGUCCCUCUCCCCAUGUUUCCACGCCGUAGCGGAUCCUUUCCUCGGAGGGGGAUCCCCACAGACAGAGACAGAAAGAGAGAGAGAAAGAGCGAGCGAGCGAGAAAGAGAGAGAGAGAGACAGAAGCGCGCCGGUAGUGGACAGACACGCACCACGCACGCAUGCACGCACACUCUCGCGAGCAGCGUCUGUCACACAAUGAGUACGCGCGACUGGAUACACAGAAGAUACGCUUCCUUUGUAGCGCCGCUCACACGUCGCCGUCGACGUUUGACACUCGCUCGAGCCCGACGACCGCUCGUCGCCGGCGGCCCCACGCGGCCAAGGACGCGCCACGGACACGGGGAAAGAGAGAGAAAGAGACAUAUUAAUGUAAGUAACAAUGAAAAUGACUUACGUACUAGUCGUCUAACUACGAUAAUUAUAGUACUAUAG
Messenger RNA from Harpegnathos saltator (Jerdon's jumping ant), 447 nucleotides. RefSeq lists its product as uncharacterized. The annotation marks the transcript as partial. Lineage: Eukaryota; Metazoa; Arthropoda; Insecta; Hymenoptera; Formicidae. The transcript has 3 exons. The record is from RefSeq and is a predicted model, not a curated record.